Astrephomene gubernaculifera is the source of this 1134-nucleotide messenger RNA. NCBI's taxonomy places the organism in Eukaryota, Viridiplantae, Chlorophyta, Chlorophyceae, Chlamydomonadales, Astrephomenaceae. The record is from the annotation of a GenBank genome assembly.
GUCGAGUGCGAGGGAUCCGGGACAUCAACGCCGCCCCCAAACACGACGGCAGCGACGGUGGCGGAUCCAGUCAAAGGUGCAGACCAGCAGGAGGCAUGUGGUCUGCCCUCGUCACCGCUACCGCCGGCGCCCCCACCACCACUGUCGCCACUGCCAACGCAGCCCUCGCCGCCGCCUUCGAGUGCAGAUACCGCUGUUGGUGCUGCUGCUGCUGCUGCGGCGGCGGCGGCGGCCGCUGCUGCGCAUGGCGACAACGGAGGCAACAGCGCUGACCUGCUCAUCAGGCCUGCCCUCGACGGUGUUGGUGGCAGCGGCGCCAGCGGCGGCGGUGACGACCCCUUCCCCCCCGCCGCCGCGGAGCAGGUGUUGUCGGCUCUCGUGGGGUUCCUGCAGCGGGUCAAUGCAGGGCUGCUGGCGGGGGCCUGCUGCUGAGAGCGGGCUGGCGGGUGGGGGCGGGGACCUGGGAGGCGGGCAUGUGCUAAGGAAACUGGCCGCGCGUGUCUUUCUGCGCUGAGUCGGUAGGAUGUCGGGUUGUCAUCCACCUCGGCACGGGUGGAGUUCCUGGUGCCCAGCUUGUCAACAUAAGCACCAUCAGCAAGCCGGUCUACCGUGCGUUCUAUGCUAGGACUGUUGGUGUCUGUUGUGGAACAACGUGUUGCAGUUGUCGCAGUUGGGAUUCCUGGUAGCAUCCAAACUGGUAGCAUCCCAACUGGUUGCAUCCCAACUGGUAGCAUGUGGCGUGCCGUGGUUAUUGCGCUGUUGCUCAGGCGCAUGCUGCUGUGCUGGGUGGCGGGAUCACAAUGGGGAAUUAACUUGUCAUAGCGGGGCACAACCCGGUAUUGGGGUUGAGGAGGAAGAGGUGCAGCAGGGUAGGGAGUGGGGGGUGAAGAGGAGGAAGACGCGGGCAGGUUAGGCGCUGGGAGGCCGCCAUGCAGGGCCAACAUAUUCGGAAAAAGUAUGGAUGGGAGGGAGCCCCGGGGAGCGAGUUGUGAAUAGGGGCUGGGAUUGAGCGCUGUGUCGGCAUGCAUCGAUACAUGCAAACGUUGCUGACUGCUGGGUAUAGAAAUAGUGUAUGGUGUAGACUGCCCCGAAGGUAUCUAUGACCCUGCCUGGUAUUACCCGGCCUGCCACGAC